This is a messenger RNA of Jaculus jaculus (lesser Egyptian jerboa), 325 nucleotides long. RefSeq names its product elongin-C-like. The transcript has a single exon. The coding region runs from base 34 to 324 and encodes 96 amino acids. Gene Ontology annotation, molecular function: protein-macromolecule adaptor activity. Lineage: Eukaryota; Metazoa; Chordata; Mammalia; Rodentia; Dipodidae. The record is from RefSeq and is a predicted model, not a curated record. Gene Ontology annotation, cellular component: elongin complex. Gene Ontology annotation, biological process: ubiquitin-dependent protein catabolic process.
AGAAUCUAUCAUGGCUGUGAAGGCCCAGAUGCCAUGUAUGUCAAAUUAAUAUCUUCUGAUGGUCACGAAUUUGUUGUCAAAAGAGAACAAGAACUAACUCCGGGAACAGUGAAGGCCGUGUCGAGUGGGCCAGGUCAGUUUGCUGAGAAUGAAACCAGUGAGGUCAGUUUUAGAGCGAGCCUUUCACACGUGCUAUCAAAAGUAUGCAUGAAUUUUACCUGCAAGGCUCACUGCACUAACAGCUCCACCGAGACGCCCGACUUCCCAAUUGCACCUGAAAUUGCACUGGAACUGCUGAUGGCUGCCAACUUCCUAGAUUGUUAAA